AUGACGAAGGACGAGAUCUUUUGCGAGAAGUUAUUCGUUCAAACACAUUCACGUACCAAAGAAGGUCGUUUUGUAGUUAGAUUGCCUCUUCGCAGCAAUCCUGAAUUUAUAAGCUCCCGAAAUAUUGCAGUGGCUUGUUUAUUACGCUCUGAGAAACGUCUUCGUAGCAAUCCAGACCUCGCAGAGUCGUAUCGUAAAUUCAUCGAGGAAUACAUCGAAUUACAACACAUGAAGCUCGUUUCGUCAGAAGAGCUUGAUCGCCCGUGUUAUUAUCUCCCGCAUCAUGCUGUGAUACGACCUGAGAACCCGAGCAAGAUACGUGUUGUUUUCAAUGCGUCGCAACGGACUUCAAACGGUCUUUUGUUGAAUGAUCACCUGUUGCCUGGCCCCAAGCUUCAGGCUGAUAUUCUUCAAGUAAUAACUCAAUGGCGCUUUUAUAAAUUUGUUUUCACUACAGACGUCGUGCAGAUGUUAAGACAGAUCUUGGUGCAUUCUGACGAUGUGGACUGGCAACGAGUAUUAUGGCGCUCAUCAACUGAUCAGCCCAUUCGUGAUUAUAAGUGUGUUACAGUAACUUAUGGUACAUCAUCGGCCCCAUACUUGGCUCUAAAGGUCAUGCAGCAGCUAGCAGUGGAUGGUGCAGAAUCUUACCCACUUGCGUCCGAGAUAUUACGACACAAGCUCUACGUCGAUGACCUCUUUGCAGGCGCUGACACGAUCGAGGCAGCACAAGAGUGCCGAGAUCAACUUAUACAACUUCUGGCCUCCGCUGGUAUGUCCUUGUCUAAGUGGGCUACAAACGAUUCAAGGGUUCUGCAAGGUCUAGCUUCAGUCUCAGCUAAGGAGAUAAGUUUAAAGCUCGAUGAGGUAAUAUCAACUCUAGGCCUGAAGUGGCUACCUAAUCUUGAUGUUUUCACAUUCACCACCAAGCCCGUCUCUGUUAAUGGUGAAGUUACUAAGCGAUCUAUCUUGUCUGUGAUUGCUCGUCUGUUUGACCCGCUCGGAUGGUUGGCCCCGACAAUGGUAAUUGCCAAAAUAAUUUUACAGGAUCUUUGGCUCAACAAUCUCGACUGGGACUCACCGGUGCCUGAGGCUAUUAAUUAUCGCUGGGCAAGCUUUCGCAAUGAGCUCCGAGAAGUCUCGCUCAUACGGAUACCCCGCUGGCUCGGAGGAAACGAGAAGGACGAAUGGCACUUGCAUGGCUUUGCUGACGCGUCAAAGAGAGCGUACGCAGCAGCCUUAUACGCAGUGACACCAGGCCAAGCUGUGCAUCUACUCUUAGCCAAGACCAAGUUGGCUCUCACGAAGGUACAGACGCUCCCCAGGCUCGAGCUGUGCGGCUAUACUCUCUUAGCUCGCCUGGUCCAACACUUGCUGGAAAAUGUACCAACAAAGCCAAUCAGUAUCAACUGCUGGACAGAUGGUAUGGUCGUCUUGAAGUGGUUGAAGAGUCAUCCCUCUCGAUGGCCUAGUUUCGUGGCUAACAGAACCAGCGAAAUACUCACCGGACUGCCUGCAGCAGUGUGGCGGCAUGUAAGAUCCGGAGAUAGUCCUGCAGACUGUGCUACACGUGGCUUAACUCCGGCUGCUCUCGCAAAGUACGAUGUUUGGUGGAGGGGACCGAAAUGGCUGAUACAAGAAGAAAGUAUCUGGCCCUCUCUCACAUCGCCCAAGAUGCCUGACCAAGUGAAGCUCCUAGCCUCUGCAAUUCAGAGAAAGCCGCCCGAAAAUUUGAAGCAAGCUGUGAACCCUGAAUGUCUUCCGUCGCUUCAAAAGUUCUGCUUUGCCAAAAUCAUCAGGAUUAUCGCCUACUGCUGCCGUUGGCGCUUACGUACCGUGCAUAAGCAAUUGAUGCUACCAGACGUGCCUCUAGCAGGCGAGGAGCAGAGAUUAGCAAAGACUUAUUGCUUUAGAGCAAUUCAACUACAGCAUCACCAAACCGAGAGGCAAAAUUUGGCAGAUGGUCAAACUACCUCAAAACGCAGUCCAUUAAGUCGGCUUAGUCCCUUUCUCGAUGACCUGGGCCUCAUUCGAGUAGGAGGAAGACUCUAUCACUCGUCGCUGCAUUACAGUGAGAUGCACCCCAUCAUUUUACCAGGCAGCUGUCAAUUUGUAAAGUGA
Copidosoma floridanum is the source of this 2121-nucleotide messenger RNA. RefSeq lists its product as uncharacterized. Lineage: Eukaryota; Metazoa; Arthropoda; Insecta; Hymenoptera; Encyrtidae. The record is from RefSeq and is a predicted model, not a curated record.